Astyanax mexicanus (Mexican tetra) is the source of this 3171-nucleotide messenger RNA. RefSeq names its product interleukin 6 receptor (gene il6r). Bases 250 to 2025 code for a protein of 591 amino acids. The transcript has 11 exons. Lineage: Eukaryota; Metazoa; Chordata; Actinopteri; Characiformes; Acestrorhamphidae. The record is from RefSeq and is a predicted model, not a curated record. Gene Ontology annotation, cellular component: membrane; external side of plasma membrane. Gene Ontology annotation, molecular function: protein binding; cytokine receptor activity. Gene Ontology annotation, biological process: cytokine-mediated signaling pathway.
CCAUAUCAAUCUCCACACUCUGAAAACCAAACUUUAGAGUCCACAGCAGCAGCAGAACUGCCAGAACCGGACCAGAACCCUUCUGGACUUUAUCUCCUGGGCUGUGGAGCGGUUCUCCCGGGGUCGUUCUGUCUGUGUUGUGGGUUUCUGUCUGUCUUCCUGUUAUUCUCACUCUCACAGCUGCUGGCUGAGCUUCUUAUGUUCCUGCUUUCAGCUCAUUACGGCUCCAGUUAUGCAGACUGAGUGACCAUGAGGCUUCUGCUGCUGCUGCUCGGCCUGUUUACUGCCAAAGUCCGGAGUGAUCAGCAGGCUGAAGCAUGUCCUCGAAAAGAGCCUCCUCCAGGCGUGCUGGCUUUGACCCUGGGUAGUGAGGUGGUGCUGGACUGCAGCGGGCACGUCUCUGUGGACGGGGUGCCUGUAGUAAUGCCUGCGAAGUGGAAGGACAGAUUUGGGGGGACACAGGGAGACACAGACGCCCUCAGGACGUCUCAGAAGGAAGUGAAAAAUACCGAUACCUCUGGGACUUUUAAUCCCACAGUCAGGAAUUCUGCUGCAACUCAGACGACCCAAAACACGAAUACCGCUGGAAUUUACAAUAAACUCCAAAGUGCUGCUGCUGAUUCUACUGUUAAACCUCCUGUAAUCACAACAGAGCAGCAGAAGAGGCCUAGCAACGAUUUCACUGUCGGACAAGUCACUCAGCCACAGAGAGUGGGCGGAGUCUCAGAAGAGGGAGGAGCUUUUAGCAUAACAAUGGAAAUGGGGAUCAGCUCUGAGCGAGGUAUCACUGCUGAGUAUGAAGACUAUGAGGAUUAUGAGGACGGGGACGAGGGUCUGCGGGUGACCAGAGCCAUUAAAAGACAGACGCGCUGGACUCGGAGCGGCCAGAGAAUUCGGAGCAUAAAGAGAGGAGGAGCUUUGAGAAUUCCUGCCCUCCAAUUGGCCGAUUCUGGGAACUACAGCUGCUAUCGAGAUGACAGACUUGUAUGGUCUGUUAACAUCAGUGUAGGAGUUCACCCAGAGAGGCCUGUGCUGUCCUGCCGCAAGAAGUUCCACAGCAGUAAGGUGCGCUGUGAGUGGAUCUCCACGCAGCCCGUUAUCCCCCGGCCUCAGUGCUACCUGCUGAUCAGGAAAAGGUUUCAGGAUCUCCCUCGUGUUUCCUGUUCGUACUCUGUGGAGCGUUCCCGCUGCUGGUGUGCCGUCUACAGUGAUUCAGACGACACGAGGAGCUUCACAGCCAGGAUGUGUGUGACCAACACGGCGGGCAGUGCCAUCAGCACCCCCCUUAAUAUCAACCCACAGGAAAUCAUUAAACCAGAUCCUCCUGCUAGGGUUGUGGUGAAACCAGUAGAAGGUCAGAUUCACACUCUGCACGUCUCAUGGUCUAACCCGUCCACCUGGAGAGACACUGAUAACUUUUACCACCUGCACUUCCAUCUCAGAUAUCGCCCUGUGCUGGCCAGACAGUUCCAGGAGGUGAGAAUAGAGGAUGGGAAGCAUAUCUGGUCGGUUUUGGACGCUCUGCCUGGAACUCUGUAUGAAGUUCAGCUCAGAGCUAAAGAUGAGUACGUGGGGAUGUGGAGUGAAUGGACAAGUCCUGUAUAUGCACACACCUGGACAGUUUCUGAGCCCACUAUUUCCUCUGACAUCUAUACCAGUCUGGAACCCUUCUGGACAUUUUCUGAAGGCUCUGGAUCUGAAACUGAUUCUAACGUGGAAGUAACCGAGUACCCGGCUAAUGAUGGUAGAGUGGUGUGGGUGCAUGUGCUGUGGGUGUUUGGGCUGUGCCUCCUCAUCACCCUCACUGUGAUCUCUAUCCUCUCCCUCAGGAACAGGUAUUUAUCCAAGGUAGAGAAGCAGAGCUGCUCUCCUCCCUGCUCCUGCUCGUCUCCUCCACUAUCCCAGCAGCCCCUCGUGGCUCCCCGUCAGCAAAGCCAGCAUCACUUCCUGUCUGAAGCGGAAGAGGAAGGGGAAGGCAUCAAUUUACAUAAUUUCGAUUACUUCUUCUCUCCUCCUGGUGACUAAACAGAGGAGACAAUGGUAGAACACUUGAUCAACAGCCAGUCAGCCAGACAGUAUUCUCUAUACAAUCUCUUCUCUCUCUCCUUUUUAUCUCUCUCUCUCUUUCUCUCUCUCCUCCUUACCUCAGGGCCCAUGUAACCCUUACAGACCAGGCAGAUGUACUGUCAUUCCAAAUUAGAUUCAGUAAAAUGUCCAGUCAGCACAAUUCUGUAUACAUUAUUAUAUUAGUAAAGAGUAAUCCAGAAUACUCCACCAAAUCCAACAGAUUAAAACAUGACUGAAUCAUCAUGCCUUAAAACUGGUCUUUAUACAGAAUGAGGAGGUUCGCAGUGUAUCAAACAAACCAUGUAACCAUGUACAGUUCUCCCUAAAAUGUGAAAAGUACAGUACAGUACAGGGUAUAUAUUAUAAUAUAUAAAUCUUCUUUAUUCAGCAAAAGGUCAUUAAGUCUUAGAAGUGAAAGGAUCUAUAAAUAUUGUCCAACAAGUUCCUUUAUGUGUCUAAAUGAUGCACAUUUAAUUAACGUUAAAGAGUCGUUCAAAAAAAAAAAUAAAGCAUAAUUUCUUUUUUUUUUAAUAAAGGAGAAAUAGUCGAUACAUGGUAUUUGAUUUAUGGAUGUAUAUUUUUGUUGAAAAUGCUCAUAUUAUGCAUAAGUGCCGUAUGUCCACAAACCCAAACCACUUACAUUAUAUUAGUUCUCCAUCCCUGGACAUUAAGGGUAGUAAACAAUUUGUAUUUAAUAAAAUAAUAUUAUCAGCUUAAUCUUUUAAAAAAAUCAUGAAUUAAAUUUAUAAAAUGUAUAAAAUGUAUGAAAGGAGCCAUUUGCUGAUUUGGCGAAGUGGGUCAGAUUAUAUAUAACUUUAAUAAAAACCUACAAUUAUAAUUUUGCAAGGGAAAUACAGCAGCUCUCCCAUUCAAAUAUUUUAAAAAUCACCAACGAUUAAAACCACAGUGGGUACUGAAGUGUUGCUAUGCAAAUCUGGCCAACUCAAGCAAAAAAUAAAAAAGCGCUGUUAUCUCUUGUACAAAUGCAGGCAUUUCCUCCCAAGCAAAAACUUAAAAAGAUGUUGUAUAUAAUCUAUAUGACAGAAUACUGUAUUUACUGUAUUUUGUAUUUUUUAUCUGAAUAAAGAGUGUUUUAUUUUUAAA